Antechinus flavipes (yellow-footed antechinus) is the source of this 945-nucleotide messenger RNA. RefSeq names its product olfactory receptor 8D1-like. The record is from RefSeq and is a predicted model, not a curated record. Lineage: Eukaryota; Metazoa; Chordata; Mammalia; Dasyuromorphia; Dasyuridae. Gene Ontology annotation, biological process: G protein-coupled receptor signaling pathway; sensory perception of smell. Gene Ontology annotation, cellular component: membrane. The transcript has a single exon. Bases 1 to 945 code for a protein of 314 amino acids. Gene Ontology annotation, molecular function: olfactory receptor activity; G protein-coupled receptor activity; odorant binding.
AUGGCUUCAUUAAAUGAAUCUACAGUAGUCAUGUUUAUCUUAGAGGGAUUAACAGACCAACCAGAGCUCCAAUUAUUUCUCUUUAUCUUGUUCCUGAUCAUCUAUGUUAUCACUGUGGUGGGAAACUUGGGCAUGAUCAUACUGAUUGCUGUUGGCCCUCAGCUACAAUCGCCAAUGUACUAUUUUCUCAGCAACUUGUCCUUUGUGGAUCUCUGCUACUCUUCGGCCAUUACUCCCAAACUUUUGGUGAAUUUCACAGGGGAUAAAAACAUCAUAUCCUACAUUGAGUGUAUGACACAGUUUUUUUUCUUCUGUUUUUUUAUUGUUUCUGAGUGCUUCAUGCUGACAGCUAUGGCCUAUGACCGUUAUGUUGCCAUCUGUAGUCCCUUACUCUAUAAUGCCAUUAUGUCUCCACGUGUCUGUUACAUUUUGGUGACAGGGGUAUAUACAAUGGGUUCUUUUACCACUCUGGUUCACACAUGUUGCAUGGCCAGAUUGUCCUUCUGUGGUCCUAAUUUGAUUAAACACUACUUCUGUGACAUUAUUCCCCUACUGAAACUCUCCUGUUCUAGCACCUACAUUAAUGAGCUUCUAGUGAUGAUUAUUGGUACAUUCAAUGUAUUUUCAACCACUGCAGCCAUCUUCAUCUCUUAUUCUUUCAUCCUCACUAGCAUCCUUCGCAUGCAGUCUGCUGAAGGGAGAUCUAAAGCCUUUAGCACUUGUAGUUCCCACCUGACAGCUGUUGCUAUCUUUUAUGGCACCAUUAUUUUCAUGUAUUUUAAACCACCAUCAAGUAGUAACAUGACUCAGGAGAAGGUAGCCUCAGUAUUUUACACCAUAGUUAUCCCCAUGUUGAAUCCCCUAAUCUAUAGCCUGAGGAAUAAGGAUGUCAAAGAUGUACUAAAGAAAAUCAUGAGAGGUACAAUAUUUUCCAGGCUUAUGUAG